AUGGCUUAUCACAUUUGCUUGAAUGCAUCACUCAAGCGCACAAGGUAUUUGUUGCGACAAGGCCUUUCUUUUCGUGGUCAUGAUGAAAGUUCCACUUCAAGUAAGAAAGUGAAUUAUUUGGAGCUCUUGCAAUUUCUUGCAGAUCAUGAUAAAAAAGUUAAUGCCCUUGUGCUGGAAAAUGCUCCGGGCAAUCUCAAGUUAAUAGCUCCUUCAAUUAAGAAAGAUCUUGGCAAUGCAUGUGCCAAAGAAUGCAUUAGUCUUAUCAUGAGUGAUCUUAAAGAUAGGUAUUUUUCAAUAAUUGUGGAUGAAGCACGUGAUGUUUCAAUAAAGGAGCAAAUGACGAUAAUGUAUCAUUUGCAUGUUUCCAUCUGUGGUGAGUGUAACCCCAAUGAUAGUUCAAGUGAAGCCUUUAAGUUAUGGAGAGAAAUACAAUCUUUUGAGUUUGUGUUCCACUUGUUUUUUAUGAAAGCCAUAUUGGGAAUAACAAAUACUUUGUCUCAAGCAUUGCAAAAGAAAGAUCAAGACAUUGUGAAUGCAAUGGGUUUAGUUCAAACAUGCAAUGAGAACCUACAAGUGAUGAGGAAUAAUGAGUUUGAUGAAUUGGUUGAUCAAGCAUCUUUAUUUUGUAACAAACAUCAUAUUAUGAUUCCUAACAUGGAUGAGGAAUAUGUAAUUCUUGGGAGGUCACGGCGUAAUGCUCCAAUCAGGACAAACAAUCAUCAUUAUCGUGUGGAGCUCUUUCUUCAUGUCAUUGAUGGACAACUUGCGAAAUUAAAUGAUCGUUUCAAUGCGGUAAAUACUGAGUUGCUUACUUGUUUGGCUUGCUUAAGUCCAAACUUGUUUUUUAUGAAAGCCAUAUUGGGAAUAACAAAUACUUUGUCUCAAGCAUUGCAAAAGAAAGAUCAAGAUAUUGUGAAUGCAAUGAGUUUAGUUCAAACAUGCAAUGAGAAUCUACAAGUGAUGAGGAAUAAUGAGUUUGAUGAAUUGGUUGAUCAAGCAUCUUUAUUUUGUAACAAACAUCAUAUUAUGAUUCCUAACAUGGAUGAGGAAUAUGUAAUUCUUGGGAGGUCACGGCGUAAUGCUCCAAUCAAGACAAACAAUCAUCAUUAUCGUGUGGAGCUCUUUCUUCAUGUCAUUGAUGGACAACUUGCGAAAUUAAAUGAUCGUUUCAAUGCGGUAAAUACUGAGUUGCUUACUUGUUUGGCUUGCUUGAGUCCAAACAAUUCAUUUGUAGCUUUUAACAAAUGA
Messenger RNA from Prunus persica (peach), 1248 nucleotides. RefSeq lists its product as uncharacterized. The transcript is spliced from 2 exons. The coding region runs from base 1 to 1248 and encodes 415 amino acids. The record is from RefSeq and is a predicted model, not a curated record. Lineage: Eukaryota; Viridiplantae; Streptophyta; Magnoliopsida; Rosales; Rosaceae.